Messenger RNA from Closterium sp. Naga37s-1, 393 nucleotides. The record is from the annotation of a GenBank genome assembly. NCBI's taxonomy places the organism in Eukaryota, Viridiplantae, Streptophyta, Zygnematophyceae, Desmidiales, Closteriaceae.
AUGCUGAAGGUACUGGAGCUGCUUGAGCUGGUGGUGGUGCUGCUGCUGGAGGUGCUGGAGCUGCUGGUCCCGGAGGUGCUCGUACUGGAGGUACUGGAGCUGCUGGAGCUGGUGGUGCUGCUGGUGCUGGGGGUACUGGAGCUGCUGGAGCAGGUGGUGCUGUUGCUGCUGGAGGUGCUGGAGCUGCUGGUCCUGGAGGUGCUCUCACUGGAGGUACUGGAGCUUCUGGAGCUAGUGGUGCUGCAGGCGCUGGAGCUGGAGACCCUGGAGCUGGGGGUGCUAGAGCUUUCGGUACUGGUGCUGGAGGCGCUGUGCGGCCGCGACCGUACUUCACCAGUCGCACCCAUAGUUACAGCCAUCCUCCCCAGUGCCUGCUCCUUCUCCUUACACUGA